AUGGCUGCAAACAGAGGAGAUGCUGAUACAAUUGAUGUCGAACGGUUGGCAUCUUCGAUAAAAGUUUCGAUGUCCAAAUAUGAUUUGUUUGUGUCACCUAACCGCUCCAUCUUCAAAACUCCCAUCGCACUUAGCAGGCAUAAUAAAAAUGCUUAUAUUCCGAAUGCAUUUUCAAUUGGGCCUCUACACCAUGGCCGCCCAAAGUUGAAAACUGCAGAGACAAUUAAAGCUAAGUAUUUACAAGGCCUUAUCUCUCGAUCACCCGAUCCUAAUGCAAUGCUGAAAGAUUUAAUUAAUUCCGUCAAUGCCUUGGAGAGAGAGGCUCGUGAAUAUUAUGCUGAACUGAUUCGUUAUAGCAGGGAAGAAUUCUUGAAAAUUUUGGUAAUUGACGGUUGUUUUAUUAUUGAGCUAUUCUGCAGGUUUGUGUAUGAAGAUCUUAGAGCAGAAAAUGACCCCAUUUUUAGCAUGGCUGGUAUGGUUGAAGUUCUAGACCAUGACUUGAUAUUGCUAGAAAACCAAGUACCUUGGAUGGUACUUGAGCAUUUGUUCAGGAAGAUCAUGGUCCCUAAAAGUGAUACGGCCCUAAGUCAAUUUGCCAUUGCAUUCUUUCGUAACAUUUUGGCAUUCCCGCCGAUUGGCAGAUCUGAUCAUCUUCGAGACAUCAAACAUAUUCCUGACCUGUUCAAAAAAUGGCUGGUUUCAUCAAUUAAAGUAGACGAAGAAAAGAAAUUGCUAUCACAAUGGGAACUCGUAUCUUCUGCUACGCGUCUCGCAGAAGCUGGAAUCAAAUUCAGAAGAAGUAAGUCCAGUAAUAUUUUGGAAAUAAAAUUUGAAAAUGGUGUCCUCGAAAUUCCUCUAAUAAAAAUUCAUGAGCACACAGAAACAUUUUUUAGGAAUCUCAUCAGCUUUGAGCAAUGCUACCCCAACAGUGAUGCUAUAAUCACUUCCUAUGCUAUACUCUUGGACAACCUCAUUAACACUGCUAAGGACGUGGAGAUACUCUGUGAAAAUAAGAUCCUCAAUAAUUGGUUGAAUCCAGAGGAUGCGGUCAAAUUCUUCAACAAGCUUUACCAUGACACAUAUGUGGAUCACUACUAUUACAAAAACCUUUGCCAGGAAGUGAAUAGUUUUUGCCAGCGCAGGUGGCCUAGAUGGCGUGCAGUGCUUGUGCGCAAUUAUUUCAACACUCCAUGGGCUGUUCUUUCCACAUUGGCUGCUAUUACCCUGCUGAUUCUCUCCAUCUUACAAACUUUCUAUACCAUAAAAAGUUAGUGUUACAGUGUACUACCUCAUGAAACUUGUUAUGUA
Molecule: messenger RNA, 1308 nt
Organism: Corylus avellana
Lineage: Eukaryota; Viridiplantae; Streptophyta; Magnoliopsida; Fagales; Betulaceae
Source: RefSeq, a predicted model, not a curated record